AUGACUCCACCUGCAGAAACGCAUACUGAUCCUUCUCGCGCCACUCCGCCCGACGCUGACGUGUCGAUGCUCACGCCGCAGGACUGUCAGUGCGGCAACGCGCACGAAGACGAGACGAUAGGGCCUGACGAUGAUACAGAGGAACGGAAGGAACAGCCAGCACUGUCGUUGGCAUAUCAAAUAUGGCAGCCCUGGCGACUUGUUGUCAUGAAUCCCGUGCCAGUGCUACUGGCAUUUGUUGCUAUGAACACUGUCUUUGUGACUCUUGGAGGGCUGAUACGCUUCUUGGCGCACUUGUUGACUCUCCCUGGUCUGCUCGUGGCACUGCUGCUAGGCACGGUACUUGCCGUUCGACGAGUAGCAUUGCUGAUGACUUACCCUGGCCAACUGAAGCUCGUGAUUCGAGAAGGCGAAGCGACUUUCGCUCGGCUGACCAAACAACGUCUUCAGGUUUUCACUGAGGCAGCGUUGGAGCUCGUGGCAGUGCUGGACCCUCUCAGCAGCAAUAGACCAACAAGACUGCGCUUUUUGCAGGUCCAUCAGAGCUUUACGUUUGCUUUGGAAACGAUGGCAUUGCCAGUGAUGGAGUCGCUGGAGAUCGUGGAACGCGAUGGACAGCUGGGUUUGAAUGGGGAAACCUUGCUGAGCGCUCUACAGGAUAUUGUUACGCUGAACUCGCAGAGGCUGUCCGAGCCCUGUUCAAAGCUGUGCUCAGCAUCGGAAAAGACGUUUGAGCUGCAGAGGUGUAAGAUGUUCACCGAGCAGAAAGUGGCUGAGUCACUGUCGGUGGAGGCUUUGGAGAAAUCCCCGAGCAAGCUGUUUGGAGACGUCCCCAACACUGUGCGGCAACAGUCAACGAUCAUCGACUUAGCAUCACAGGUAGUAGAAACAGCUGUACAGUCCACAUGUGCCGAAGCUGUCAACCCACUAGUGGCGUUUGCGACGGCAGUACGACGACUACAGACGGCGAUAACGCUGAUCGGUAGGCUAAAGACAGAUGCGCCAGCUGCCAGCAGAAAUGUGGCUUGGAUAGCAAGAGAGCUGUGCCGUGGAUCAUCUCCAGAGGUCGACUGUAUUGCUACGCUCGAACUGCUUCGUGCUGAUAUGAUCGUGCGCUUCAAAGCAGAGCAGAUGUGGAUUCCAGGUCACCAAGGUCAUCAGAUCGAUGCAAUGUUGAUGCCGCCCGCAUCAAGGGGUCGUGAUGCUGUUGCCCGCCCUGUUGUCAUGCUAUGCAACCCAAACGGCGGUUUGUACGAGUUCCACCACUUACAUAUGGACUGGAUCAGGUUCUACACUGCGCACUUAGACUGCCAUGUUCUCGUGUACAACUACCGCGGGUACGGGCGCUGCAAGGGUUCGCCGUCUCCUGCGAUGCAUAACUUUGACGGACUGGCCAUUGUCAGUUACCUAAAAACGGAGCGUGGGUUUGGACAAAUUGCAGUCCACGGUGAGUCGCUUGGUGGCCUUGUCGCCACGUAUGUGGCAUCCAUGUCACCUCACGUGAACGUGCUCAUCGCUGACCGCACCUUUGCCACCGUGCCGGCGCUUGCUCAGCGUAUGAUUGCAAGGUGGGCUGGAACUCUGGUCGACUGGGUCAUGCGCUGGGACACGGACAAUGUGCAGAAGUACUUGGACGCAACCUGUGCGAAACUGUUAUGUUCAGAUCCGUCAGAUGAGAUUAUACUGGAUGGAGCUUCGCUCAAGUCUGGCGUUGCGCUGCGCCUUGAGCUGAACGACAAGACGUUUGAUUUGCCUCGCCAGCCCAUACCUGGCGGAUCGCUCACUUCGCCGGUGCCGCCUGCGAACAUCAUGAGCAAAAUUGGUAUGUGUAGUCUCCGCAGUUCCCGCCCUGUGAGUGAAGCUGCGAGUCGUCCGCUGAUGGGACAGCCGUUGACCGACAGCAUGGUGAUUCGCUUUAGCGAAGCUGUCUUAUCUGUGGGCGGACGUGCGCUAGAAUGUGCUACCGGUCGCGGUAAUGAACAAGCUGGAGGGCAUAGAAGUGAUGCGCUCGAAGAAUCAGAAACGUCUGGCAACACGUCUGAUGCUGUGGUUGGCUUCAGUGAUGUAGCGAUUGUCGUGGACGAUGCUGAAGCUGCAAAGUCUGAAGAACAUGCCGCGAUCUCCGAGACGCAGCCAAUGCUUCCUGCAGACGAAGUUGAAGCACCUGUCCCAGUUGCGUCGACUGCCGGCUUCCCGGGCGAGCUUCUGCCGGUUAUUUGGAUGCAGCUCGCUCGUUUGGACGGAUACUGUGGUCAGGUUCUUCUCCAGGCUGCAGAGAACGGUGGACACGACAAGAUCCGUGCCUGGACCGCUUCGCUUCUGACAUGGGGCGGUCACGUGGCUCCUGAACGCAGAAAAGAGCGUACGUUGGAGCCUUUUGAACGAAAUGGAAUCCUGAUUGUGCCAAUCACGAUUGCCGAGGUACACGCCGUGCUGCAACAUCUUGCGGAGCAGCAUCCGUCUCUCAAGUAUGACUACGACAUUGGUUUUGUGAUGCUUAUGGUCGAGUACCUCAAUGACGCGUUGCAGCGAAGGUGGCGUCACUUGGAUACAUCGACAAGUGAGGAACGUGGUGUAGAAAGCGAGGCGGUGCAAAAUGACAAGAAAACUGAUACAAGGGCCGCUGCAGAGCAGAGAAAGACGAUCAUACCGUUGUUGAUCAACACGGAAGAUGCCAGGUUGGGUUGCCUCUUACCCCUGCAUUGCGGCCACAACAAGAACUUUCAAGACGCAGAAAAACAGGCGCUGGCUGGCUUUUUGCGGCAAGCAGGAUUCAUUGGACCUGUCACAUAG
Hyaloperonospora brassicae is the source of this 2793-nucleotide messenger RNA. Lineage: Eukaryota; Oomycota; Peronosporomycetes; Peronosporales; Peronosporaceae. The record is from the annotation of a GenBank genome assembly.